AUGGACAAAGUGAAGCAUGUCAGGAUUCCUCUGGAGAUAAGCGCAUACGCCGAAACUCAUGACAUUUUGAGUCUGACUCGGGAGAUGGUUCGCGGUCUGGUGAUCGAGCAGCCUGAGGAGCCUCUGGAGUGGCUCAUCAGAGAACUGAAAAAACCGGAGCGUCUUCCCCGGGUGUUGGUGCUGGGACCUCCGGCCGUGGGCAAACGCAGCGUGGCAUCCCGUUUGGCGGUGAAGCUACGAGCAGUCCAUGUGACCACGGAGUGUUUAAUGGACGACUACAAGGACAUGAGCGUUCAGGCGCGCACCUGUUUGAAAAAGGAGCAGGAGAUCCCCGCUGAUCUGCUGUGCGCUCUGGUGCAACACAGACUGGGGAAAACAGACUGUUUUAACAGGGGCUGGAUCCUGGAUGGCAUUCUUCAGAGCAGACUGCAGGCUCUGGCUUUACAGAGAGCAGGAAUCCUUCCUGAACACGUGGUUCAUCUGUCUGCACCUGAGGACGUGCUGCGGGAGCGAAAUCGAGGGCGGCUGCUGGAUCCAGACACUGGAGAUGUGUAUCACCAGACUUUCAUCUGGCCUGACCACACGAUUGUUGCUGACCGGCUGGUGAAGGGCCGGGUCCUGACAGAGGAGACACUCUCUGCACGUUUACAUCGUUACCGCUGUGAGAUCACUGGGUUAAGCUCUGCCUACAAACAUUCUCUGAAGGUGUUCAACAGUGACCAGCCACAUGAGGAUGUGUACCAACAAGUGCUGGCAUUUGUUCAGACCCGGGACUGCCAGAGAACCCCCAGAGUGCUGCUGCUGGGUCCCCCAGGUGCAGGGAAAAGUCUGCAGGCACAAAGGCUCUGUCACAAGUACAACCUGGUCAACAUCUGCUGCAGUGAGCUCCUCAGGGCUGUGGCUACUGACGGCUGUGAACUAGGGGUUCAGAUCAAAUCCUAUCUAGAUGUGGGGCGCCCCAUACCGGACUCUUUGGUCUUGGAGGUCCUGGAGAAGCGGUUGAAUAGGGAGGACUGCUACAGGGGGUGGGUCCUCCAUGAUUUCUCAGAAGAGAUCAACCAAGCCCAGGCACUGAAGAAAACAUUUCAUCAUCCAAAUCGAGUGUUCUUCCUGGACCUCAGUGAGGAGGAGAGCCUUCACAGAGUGUCUCUGAGAGCCACAGACCCAGUGACAGGGAUCAGCUAUCACUCCAUGAGCAGCCCAGCUCCAAGUGCUGAGGUCCAGAGCCGCCUGCAGACCAGUCCAGCCCACCACAGGGAGGCUGUGCUCCAGAAGGUCCAGCACUUUAACUCUCAGAGAGCUGGACUCAGUGCAGUGUACCCUGAUGCCAUCCACAUUGACGCACAACAGGACCCCCAGUCUGUGUUUGAAAUCCUGGAGAAAAAACUCACCACCAACUGAGACAAAGAGACAUGUUCUGAA
Boleophthalmus pectinirostris (great blue-spotted mudskipper) is the source of this 1422-nucleotide messenger RNA. Its product is annotated as adenylate kinase 8-like. Gene Ontology annotation, biological process: nucleoside triphosphate biosynthetic process. Gene Ontology annotation, cellular component: cytoplasm. Gene Ontology annotation, molecular function: nucleoside diphosphate kinase activity; ATP binding; AMP kinase activity. Lineage: Eukaryota; Metazoa; Chordata; Actinopteri; Gobiiformes; Gobiidae. The coding region runs from base 1 to 1401 and encodes 466 amino acids. The transcript is spliced from 2 exons. The record is from RefSeq and is a predicted model, not a curated record.